AUGGCUUCCCGUCCAAACGACAAUUCUGAUUUUGAAGCUCGGGAAGUAGACGAGGAGAAUGGUUUUAACCCUUACGAGUUAAAUUGUGCGUGCGAAGAUUCCGACAACAAAAACGAUGUUGUUGAAAACACUUUAAAGUUUAUGUAUGGAAUUCCAUUGAAUAAAUUUUACAUUGCUAAAGAAUUUUUUUCUGAUGUCAUGCAUUCUAUUAUGGAGAAGCCAAUAGAGCUAGAGAAUGUUGACAAUCAUGCGAUAGAUAACAUCAACAUUUUAAGUAAAAUUUUGAAAAAAUUAAUUGAUCUGGUGAAUUCUUUGCUGAACAAAUUUGACCGAUUGUUUUGCAUUGAAAAGUCUUUUUCUAUUACCAUGAUGAACCUAUGUAUUGAUUCUUCUGAUGAUCUGAAAGAGGAGUUUGCUAAAAAUGCCGAAAUUCAUUAUGCUCUUAAUGCUAACGGCACUGAACUUAAAAAUUGUUUGAAAUCAUUCCUAGUAAGCAUCAACACACUUAGAAACAAUAUAAUAUCAGACACUUUGUCUUGCAUAAGAGAUUUGAAAAAUGCCAAAAUAGAUAUGGAAGCUCAUAAAAAACAUCUUCUCUUCUUGAAGUCUGUGAAUCCUAACCUCAAUAUAGUUUCUGUUAUAUUAGAUGUUGAAGCAAAGCUGCUUGAAUGUAAAUCAAAUUAUGAAAAGAAAAAAGCUGAUGCUGGUGUAAAAAUUAAAAUCUUAAAUAACAACAAGGUAUGCCAACUUUCUGUUGUAACGAUUUUCGUCCUUAGUACUUGA
Messenger RNA from Helobdella robusta, 783 nucleotides. RefSeq lists its product as hypothetical. The coding region runs from base 1 to 783 and encodes 260 amino acids. Gene Ontology annotation, cellular component: trans-Golgi network membrane. NCBI's taxonomy places the organism in Eukaryota, Metazoa, Annelida, Clitellata, Rhynchobdellida, Glossiphoniidae. The transcript has 5 exons. The record is from RefSeq and is a predicted model, not a curated record. Gene Ontology annotation, biological process: regulation of Arp2/3 complex-mediated actin nucleation; intracellular protein transport. Gene Ontology annotation, molecular function: protein domain specific binding; phospholipid binding.